Ipomoea triloba (trilobed morning glory) is the source of this 792-nucleotide messenger RNA. RefSeq lists its product as uncharacterized. Lineage: Eukaryota; Viridiplantae; Streptophyta; Magnoliopsida; Solanales; Convolvulaceae. The record is from RefSeq and is a predicted model, not a curated record. Bases 1 to 792 code for a protein of 263 amino acids. The transcript has a single exon.
AUGGCGUCUGAAACACCGCCGAAUGGGGUUGCUGGCUUGACGGCACGUUGGGCAGAUAUGGUGUUAGAGGACGAGGAAGAGGCUUUCGAACCGGUGCACCUUCAUGGACAGUCGGACAACAUGAUAGAGCACGAGACAUGGCCGGUUGUGGGUCGUUUCUUAACGGCAAGGAUGAUUAAGCUCGAGUAUAUGCGUCAAGUUUUAGCUUCGGUUUGGAAGCCAGUGAAAGGGGUUCAGAUCACGGAGUUACAGCCUAACGUAUUCAUGUUCGUUUUCUUUCACGCGACGGAUAUGCAAUAUGUUCUUGACGAAGGCCCUUGGUCGUUUGAUAAUUGCACACUUGUUUGUCGUCGGGUGCCGGAUGGCGUUUUGCCUGGAGAUGUCAAGCUUGACUCCAUUGACAUGUGGGUGCAGCUCCAUGAUGUCCCUGUAGGCUACACCUCGAGUUUGAUCCUUGAACAAAUCGGAAACUUCCUUGGUUCCUUUGUGAAGGGUGAUGACCGGUUUGCAGGGGCACCUUGGUUGGAUUUUUAUCGGAUUCGGGUGGCUUUGCCAGUUGAUAAGCCGAUCAAGAGAAGAAUGAAGCUCCUUAAGCGUGAUAAAUCCUGGUGUUGGGUGACGUUUAAGUAUGAACGGUUACACUGCUUUUGUUUCUUUUGUGGUAUGAUGGGUCACACGCAUAGGUUUUGCUUAAAGGCGAGGGAAUCAUCUAUCCCGCUUGAUCAGUACCCCUUCGAAGCAGAUUUGAGAGCGGGGCAGCGCCGGGGCCCUAGGGCAGUAGGGGAUAAUUAG